Lolium perenne is the source of this 2674-nucleotide messenger RNA. NCBI's taxonomy places the organism in Eukaryota, Viridiplantae, Streptophyta, Magnoliopsida, Poales, Poaceae. The record is from RefSeq and is a predicted model, not a curated record.
CUUCGACAAAUCGACGAUCCGUCGUGCGAUGUGCCGCCUGCCUGCCGCCGUCGCCCUUGACUGAUCUCCGUCCAGAAUUGAAGUCAAGCCUCAAGGGAAUUAGAAAGAGGAUAAUGGAGAGAUAUUUGAUAAAGAAACCCACACAAGUCCAGGCCCCUGCAAAUGUCAACACCACCACUGACAGUUCAUUGAGUUCAAAUGGAAAUGCAGCAGUAGCAAAGCCUGUACAGAGAUAUAAUUCUUCUGUUCCUCAAAUGGUUGAUUUAAACAAGCUUUCUCGUGAUCCAGCUAAAAGAAAGAGAAUGGCAGAUUAUCACCCCAAUCAACGUGACGAGAUAAGGAGAAAAUAUUUAACUUGGGGACCUCAUCAGCCUCGCGGUUUUAAUUUUCCUUACAAGCUGAUUGGAAAAAAGAAAAAGAAGAGGAGAUUCAAUCCUGAUUGGUUUCAUCAAUAUGGUAAUUGGCUGGAGUACAGUGAGAAGGAGGACAGAGCAUAUUGCUUAUGUUGCUACUUAUUCAGGGACAACAUUAAAGACACCCACCAUGGGCAUGAUGCAUUUGUAGUAAAAGGCUUCAACACAUGGAACAAGACGGAGAGAUUGUCGACUCACGUCGGUGAUCGAAGUAGUUUUCACAACAGGGCACUCAAGGACUGUGAGGACCUAAUGCAACAAGAUCAAUCAAUCGCUGCAGCCUUGCAUAGGCAGAGCCAAAUUGAAAAGAACGAGCAUCUCAUCCGGUUAAAUGCUGCAAUUGAUGCUUGUCGACACUUAUUGCAUCAAGGACAAUCUUUCCGUGGCCAUGAUGAAUCAGAAAAUUCAUAAAAUAAAGGAAAUUACCGUGAGCUAAUGGACUACACUAUUAAGCAGAAUGAUGUUGUUGCUAAAGCAUUCCAAAAUGCUCCAGAUAAUAAUCAAAUGUUGUCUCCGAAAAUUCAGAAAGAUAUUACAGAGUGCUUUGCAAGAGAAGUAUUGGGAUGCAUUAUGGAGGAAAUUGGCAAUGGUGUGUUUAGCUUAUUGGUUGAUGAGUGUCGAGAUGUUUCUGACAAAGAACAAAUGGCAGUGGUUCUCCGAUAUGUUGAUAAAUGUGGGCUGGUGCAAGAAAAAUUUGUUGGUGUUGUCCAUGUGGAGGAGACAUCGGCUUAUUAUCUCAAGUCUUGCAUAGAUCUCAUAUUUUCAGAACUUGGUUUGAGUCUAAAGCAAGUUAGAGGACAAGGCUACGAUGGAGAUAGUAACAUGUCCGGCGAGUUUAAUGGUUUGCAAGCUAAAAUUAAAAGUGAGAACAAGUCAGCAUAUUACAUACAUUGCUUUGCUCAUAAACUCAACUUGGUGGUUGUGGCCAUUGCCAAGGACAUAUUUGAUGUUGGAGAUUUCUUUGAUAUGAUAUCCGUUCUACUGAAUGUCGUGGGAGCAUCUUGUAAGAGAAAGGACCAACUUCGAGAGCAUCAUCGAGAAGAACUAAGGAAAGCAAUUCGGCGUGGAGAGAUUGCUACAGGAACCGGACUAAAUCAAGAACUAUCCCUUCAAAGACCAAGUGACACUCGUUGGAAUUCUCAUUAUAAAACAUUGUUGGGCUUGUCAAACAUGUUCUCAUCAGCGGUUAAAGUGCUAGAAUAUGUUGAGAAAGAUGGUUCAGAUAGCGGCAAGAGGCGGCAAGCUAAUGGACUUCUCAAAUAUUUUCAGACCUUUGAAUGUGCAUUUUAUUUACAUAUGAUGAUGAUGAUAUUAGCCUUAACAAAUGGGCUAUCAAAAACCUUGCAGAGAAAGGAUAAAGACAUUAUAAAUGCUAUUUCAGAUGUGGAAUCCACUAAGAGGGAGUUGGAAAAGCUUAGAACUAAUGAUGGGUUUGAUUCUCUUAUGAAGAAGGUACAUUCUUUCUAUGAGAAGUAUGAUAUUUCAGUAGUGGACAUGGAAGAUGUCUAUGUGAACCCAAAGAAGCCAAGACAGAAGACAGGGAUUAACAAUGAGCAUCACUAUCGUGUUGAUUGUUUCUUUGCUGUUUUGGAUUUAUUACAACAAGAGUUCAAUGGCAGAUUCAAUGAGGUAAAUUCAGAGUUGCUGCUAUGUAUGUCUGCUUUGAGCCCAAGUGAUUUAUUUUCUUGUUUUGACAAGGAGAAGUUGGUACAGUUAGCUAAGUUUUAUCCUGAUGAUUUUAAUCACAAAGAUAUGGUAACCCUUGAGCAUGAACUUGGCUUAUACAUCGAUAAUAUACUCCAUGAUGCAAGGUUUUCUAGCUUGGAUAGUAUAACCGAUCUAGCUAAACUGAUGGUUGAUACAAGGAAGCAUCUGUCCUAUCCUUUGGUAUUUCGUCUUCUGAAGCUAGCACUAACACUUCCGGUUGCGACCGCCACCGUUGAGAGAUGUUUCUCUGCUAUGAAGAUUGUGAAGAAUGCACUACGGAAUAAAAUUGGGGAUGAUUAUAUGAGUCAUAGUCUCAUUUGCUUUGUGGAAAAGGCAUCGCUGGAUACAAUUACUAAUGAGGUGAUCGUUGAUCGUUUCCAUAAGAUGAAAAAUCGUCGAGGGAGGAAUGCAGUGUAACAACAAUUGUAUGGAAGAUUAUGAAGUGCGCAGGGAUAUCUGAAGUUCUGAACCUUUUUGUCUAUAAAGAUUGUUCACUUUAGUGAUGAACUUUUGAGAAACAAAGUUGCUGUCAUAUUAUGUGUCGUGCUACUAUU